Trachemys scripta elegans is the source of this 933-nucleotide messenger RNA. RefSeq names its product olfactory receptor 5C1-like. The transcript has a single exon. The record is from RefSeq and is a predicted model, not a curated record. Lineage: Eukaryota; Metazoa; Chordata; Testudines; Emydidae. Gene Ontology annotation, molecular function: olfactory receptor activity; G protein-coupled receptor activity. Gene Ontology annotation, biological process: G protein-coupled receptor signaling pathway. Gene Ontology annotation, cellular component: membrane. The coding region runs from base 1 to 933 and encodes 310 amino acids.
AUGGCCGGGCCAAACCGGACAGGGGUGACCGACUUCCUCCUUGUGGGCUUCCCCUCCCGUCAAGACCUAAGUCUGCUCCUCUUCUCGCUCACGCUGCCCGUCUUUCUGCUGGGCCUGGUGGGGAACCUGGGCCUGGCGGUUCUGAUCUGGGUCGAGCGCUCCCUCCACACCCCCAUGUACUACUUCCUCAGCCACUUGGCGCUGCUGGACCUUUGCUCCUGCUGUGCCGUAGGCCCCAUCAUGCUGUGGGGUCUGCUGGCCGGCCAGGCCGCCCUCCCCGGCCCAGCCUGCGCCCUUCAGAUGUUCCUCUUCGCCACCGCGGGGGACGCCGAGUGUUGCCUGCUGGCCGUCAUGGCCUACGACCGCUAUGCCGCCGUCUGCCGCCCGCUCCACUACCAGGCCGCCGUGCCGCCCCGCCUCUGCCGCGGGCUGGUGCUGGGCUCCUACGCGGCCGGGGCGGCCAGCGGGGCUGUACACUCCGGCCUGGCCUUCCGCCUUCCCUUCUGCCGCGGCCGCGCCGUCAACAGCUUCUUCUGUGACAUCCCACCUGUGCUGGAGCUGGCCUGCGCCGACACCAGCCUCAACCAGGCCCUGCUGCUGGCCAUCUGCGGAGCCAUCCAGAGCGUCACCCUGCUGGCCAUCCUGGCCUCCUAUGGGCUCAUCCUCGGGGCCGUGGGGCGGGCGGGCUUGCGCCGGGCUGCCUCCACCUGCGGCUCCCACCUGGCAGCUGUGGCCGUGCUCUACGGGACCCUCAUCUUCAUGUACCUGCGGCCUGAAGGCAGCUACGCUCCCAAGGCCGACAAGAUGGCCGCUGCCUUCUAUACCGUGGUCAUCCCCACCCUCAACCCUGCCAUCUACAGCCUGCGCAAUGCUGAUGUCAAGGCAGCCCUGGCCACGUGGCUCCUGGGCGGGCGCCGCAUCUGGGGGGGCUGA